Messenger RNA from Saccostrea echinata, 10311 nucleotides. RefSeq lists its product as uncharacterized. NCBI's taxonomy places the organism in Eukaryota, Metazoa, Mollusca, Bivalvia, Ostreida, Ostreidae. The transcript has 53 exons. The coding region runs from base 1 to 10311 and encodes 3436 amino acids. The record is from RefSeq and is a predicted model, not a curated record. Gene Ontology annotation, molecular function: protein binding.
AUGGAAAUGAUAGUUCGAUCAUUAUUCCUAUUCGUUUUCAUACCAGUUAUCAAUAGCUACUGGUUUGUUCAAAAUCGCUAUACAGGCUCAUUACAGGAAGGAGAGGUAAACGUUGUGAGAUAUCAACAAUCUUACACGGAGACUUAUUACGUAAAAUGCCAUUUCUGGCACAUGGGCAGAUGCACGCGAUAUAGAACAGAGUAUUACCCUAGUCUACGGUGUAAACCAGGUUAUAGAAGUUACUAUGAUUAUCCCCGGGGAUGCAAAAAUGCAAUAUGCAACGGACAAAUAACCAAAACUGGAGCGUGCGCUAACUCGAAGCGGAUCCUAACUAGAAAAGGAGUAUACAGAACUGAGAUUAGUCAAGGUGAAUGUGUCUUACCAGAAAAGUGCAGUUGUAAAUCAAAUAACUUCUAUGGCGAUGGAGCUUUUUGCAAAGAAUGCCCAGCAAUCCAACAUUGUCAUGAAUCACAGUGUACAAAAGUUACUGACAAUAUAUGUGUGUACUGUGACGGAGAGGUGGAAGACAGGGAAUUCUUCAGAGCUUACACAAGGAAACCAAGCAGCGGCAAACUCUGCGAGCAGGCUUGUUCCUGGAGACCUGAUAGUACUCGAUGUUUUCCUGGACGAUGUGACAAAGAAUUGGCUUCUAAUUGUAAAUGUAUACAAGGCUUUGCUGGUCAUCAUUGUGAAAUAAUGCAAGAUUAUGCGACCAUCAAAUACAGCCUCUGUACUUUAAAAAUGGACGACGUUUACAUGCUAGACAACCCAAAAGACCCGAAUGCGUUGAACUCUACAGAAAUUAUUUGGACCAAGGAAACAUACUGGAAAACUGCCAAGACGAAAUGGGAUGGGAUGUAUGUCCUAAAAGAAUCCAUUGUCAAGAAGGAUGACCAUUAUGUAAAAGAAUUUAAAUAUGGCAUCGUUCACGCAAGUUCCUCUUUAGAAUAUAUAUCGGGAGCACCUGAUACAGAUGGAAACGUGACAGAAUUCAACGUCAUUAAUCUGGAAUAUGAAUGUCCUGGGCCAAGCAACAACGAUCCAAUCUCGUCGUCUUUCAUAUGUGAAAAAACUUUUGAACUGGAAAACAUAAUGACAUUUCAACACAACGACACGUUGCUUUUUAAAAUCCAUGCUUCAAUUGGUGGCUAUGUUAAAAUACUAAACCGAGAGCAAAAGGACAAAGAAGAACGACAUGACUUUAAAGGAACAACAAAGGAAAUUAUUUUUACUUACCGAUGGGACACAGAAUUACCCUAUCACUGUAUACAGGAAAUCAACAAAACAGACUGUCCAGAUUUCUUCACUGCACCAGACCUGACAGAAACUCCUACCUUCCUAGCAUCUUGGGAUGGAUGGACUGAUGAUCUUGCAGGUCUUCACAUAUUCGAAUAUGAAGUCUACGAACUAAUUACUUUACAUUCCAGUUUACAAGAAGCCACUCGUUUAAAAACAGGAAAUGUAUCACAAGUUUAUAAUUCACUUAACAUUACACUGAGUAAUCCAGGAAUGUAUGCAAUACAUUUUACUGCUGUCGAUAAAGCAAAAAAUGUCAAGACUUCCAGAAAACUGGUUUUCUUCGAUGACAUAUCCAAAGUUACAUUUAAGGACGGAAAAGUGAGUAGGGUAGAGACUGCCACCGCAAAUACCAAUUUUACAUGGGUAAUUCAAGACACAAACGUGGUUCUGGUGACGUGGAGAGAUAGGUUUCGGAAUCAAAGGCAUGAAAGCAACAGGUGGCUGAAUGCAGUAAAGCCCUACAGAAAUAUAGAGGAUCUUUACGAUGAUCACACUGGUAAACGAAGCAUCGAGGAGGUGCCAAAUGUACACGGUUGUGUUGACUUCUUGGUUUCUUUUAUAAUUAAAAAUAAAACUGGAAUAAAGACUUCCAAAAAUUUUACUAACGUCCAUGAUAUUGAAGACGAAUCGGAAUUUCUAACUUUGAACUGGACUGAUGGUGAUAAAGCCGAUAUAACUGUUCGAGCUGUGGAUAUAUUUGAUAAGUUUCUAGACGAGACGGUGACAAUUUACCGUGAUGCAUCGCCUCCACACAUAGAAAACUUAUGGUUAACUCGGGGAGAUAGAUUAAAUAUCAGCGUUCACAACAUGGAAGAUUUUGCAAAGAUGACAAUCGAGUGGAUUGCAUAUGACUUCCAUAGUGGACUUCAAAGCAUAUCUUGGAGAUUGUUUGAUAACUACACGGGAGAAAGUGUUCUUCAUGGUCAUGAUGAUAUACCAGUACAAGGCAUGGCAAAGGACCUAGACGAUUGUAACCAGAAAUAUAGCAACUACAGCAGAGGGCCAAACUGCUACCAGACACCCUUUUUUGGGGCAUAUCACAAGCAUUUCCAAGUGCAGCCAAGCAUUAAGGUCCAUGGAGGACUUCUUAUUGGAAAAGAUCUCGGAGUUCAUGACAGCGACUAUUACCUGGAAAUUAAUGCCACAAACACAGCACUUUUGUCGACAGUGUUGACUAAAAAGAUAACAAUCGACACAUCACCUCCUCAUGCUGGUUUCGUCCAAGAUGGCAUCAAAGGUUCAGGGGAGGUUGAUUUUCAACAAAGUAAGAUCUUGCACGCUUACUGGGAUGGUUUCUUUGACAGAGAGAGUGGUGUACUGUUUUAUCAAUACGCAUUUAGUCGUCAGCCAUUACAUUCUUCGGAAUUCAGACUUGAUUCAGGAAACACAAUGCUUGUCGAAACCUACUCUCUUCAUGCUACUCUCAAUGUAUCUAACGAAGGAACGUACUAUGCAUGUGUAGUAGCCUACAAUAGAGCAUUGGAACCAUCCAAGUCUGUGUGCUCCGAUGGAGUAACCAUAACAACUGCAGUUCCUAAGGUUAGAGAGGUCUAUAUCUCAAAUGCCUACAUCCGAGGCGGUUUGAUUACUGACGUCAAUCAAACAAUUUUUUGGGAAGUAAACAACGCGAGGUACCGUCGAAGAAUCACUGCACCUACAACAGAUUGCAGAAACAAGGCCAGUACUGUAGCUGAUAUAGAUCUUUUACCAAUCCUCUACCGAAAAAAUGGGUCCAUUGAUGAGGUCCAAGGUCUUUUGUUCUGCGGAAAUACGACUAGUGCUUCACCUACCCUGAAUCCAAUACUAGCUAAAGCAUCCCAUGUAACUCUUUCAUGGUCUGCGGACAAUACAAGCGUUCAUGAUUAUGAGGUGGGUCUUUCGUCAACUUCUAGAAGUUCUGCUCCGGACAUCAUGGCUUUCAGAUCCACCAAACAACACCGGCGUAUCCACAUUAUGCAUACAGACAUACCAGAGGGAACGCCUUUCUACAUUGUAAUCAAGUCUAUCAGUAAGGCAAAUGUUGAAGGAUUGCAGUAUAUCGGACCAUGUUAUCUAGACACAACAGGUCCAGAAUUUACACCUCCAAUUCGAGUAUCGCACUCAAAAGGGUAUUUGGUGGCUACCUGGAACCAUGCAGCGUUUAUGGACGCUGAAGAUCCCUAUCCACUUCUAUUACAGUUUGCUGUUGGACAUCAUCCAAGAAGUUCUGCGGUCCAGAAAUACUUAUUACUGAAUGGUGGUGGUCCUUGUAACAUUUCUGUCCCACCAACAUGUACGUCUAUCAACAUUUCAACGACUGACUGGGGAUUCCAUGGAAAUCAUACGUAUUAUAUAACGGUAAAAGCAGAAAAUGUGGCCGGCCUAACAACUUAUGGAGUAUCCGAACCCUACCUCCAUAAUGUACAACUACCGUCAAAAGGGAUUGUUAUGGAUAUUGUGGAGAAUGAACAAGAAGGCUCCAUUGUCGAUACGGAAGACAUUGACUUUACCUCCAAAACUACAAGCCUCUCUGCCCACUGGACUGGGUUCUUCCACACCUAUCUUGACCUUGAGUACUUCUUCCGUGCUGGAACAACUCCUGGAGGCAAUGACAUAUUCCCACAAACCAACGUUGGUAGAAAUUCUUCAUAUACAGCAACAGGAUUAAACCUAACCUUUUUUAACAAAUACUACGUUACUAUAACUUCAAACACUUCUGCUGGUAGUGUUGAGGCCUCAUCCGAUGGCGUUAUCGUUGUCAAGGAAAAUGGGUCAUUCAGCGGGAUCGUUGUUUAUGAUGGAGAACCUUGUAUCAUUUCAGAGGAAAACGUCUCCUUUACUCACCAUGACGAAGACAAUAGGUUACCGUGUCUUGAAGACAAUGAUUACCAGUCAUCAACUGAUAUACUCAGUGCACACUGGAAAAUUCCUCAAAAUGUCACCAUAUUUGCGCCAGAUGUGUUUAUUUUGUUAGAAGUUAUGUCUUCAUUAAAUAGUAGAUGGGAGGUUUUUAGAGAUUUUAUGUAUAUCUUUGGACGUAAAGAGAUAAAGCGCACUCGAUUGAUGCUUAGUCCAGGCAUGAAAUACCGUGCUGUUUUAAAACUUUGUGCUAGCGAGAUCUGUUACAAACCUGUGUUCAGUGACGGCGUAACGGUUCUCGCUAAUCCACCAGUUACCGGCGAUAUCAAAGUACACCACCUCAACUCCUCAGAUGUUAAUAAAGAGCAGCUUAAUGUAAAGAUGGACAGAUUUUAUGAUCCAGAUAUCCAGAAUUUUAACGACAAGUAUGAUGCGGUGGACAAAUAUGAAUGGGCUAUUACAGACCAAUCCAAAAUAGGACGGACACAUACACAGUGGAAAAAACUUAAUAAUAUUACGAUUUCCUUGUCUAAAACAGAGAUUACAUUUACACUUGACUUGGAAGGAAAAUUUGAUUUCUCCAAAUGUCGCGGCCUUGCCAUCCGUGGUUAUAACAAAGCCAAGUUGUAUUCCACUGUUUAUUCGCACAUUAAAGAUUGUGAGGCAUUCGACCCCGUUCUUAUCAAACCAAAGGUGGUCAUAGACGCAGUUGGAAAACCGGACCCUGAUAGAGACGGAUACGGGGAUCCAAUCAUUUUGGAAACAAAUGCUCACUGGCCUUAUCCUGAUCAAGAUUAUACACCAAAUAUGAACUACAUAUCUGCAGUGUGGCCAAAGCUCCGAUAUGAUUUUUACACCGUAGCAGUUUUGAAUGCCAGAAGCAUUGAUGUCACAACAUAUUACCUGCCAACAAAUACUCUUUCUCUAUCGGAUCCAUGCACGCAUCCUGAUGCAAUCAAAUGCUCUACCACAGAAAACGAAUUCAUUAACUUCAAAUUUAAAAGAGGCGAACUCGUUCAUGGACAACGUUAUAUAGUUUGUAUUCACGCAAAAAAUACAAGUAAGAUAUACGAGGAAUGGACAGAGGUACUUCCUGAAAUUAAUAAGUGUAGCGAUGGAGUUGUUCUUGAUCUAACCCCUCCGGUGGCAGGAAAUGUUUGGAUUGGCACAAAGCAGGGACAAGAGUACCAGUCUUCGAGUUCUGUUCUGUAUAUCAACUGGGAUUCGUUCCAAGACGUUGAGGACUUUAAAACAAUAUCUCAUGCUUCUGGGAUACAAAACUACAGACUUGGAAUAGGUACAUCUGCCGGAGGAAAUGAUGUGGUUGCAUUUUUUGAUGUUGGGGUUGUCAACCAUAAGGCAAUUCACGGCUUAUCAUUAAUCAAUGGGCAAAGCUAUUAUGCAACCCUUUCUGGUACGGACUUUGCAAACAGAACCACAAUCAAGACAUCUCUACCAAUGAUCGUUGACAUUACUCCACCUAAGAAAUCUGAUGAACCUAUUACUAUAGGGAACAGGCACAUAACUUCUGAUACCGAAAUAGCGGCCUGCUGGAAAAAUGUAUUCCAUGAUCCUGAAAGUGAAAUUUCCUAUUACGAAUGGUCAAUCGGUUCCAAACCGGGGUAUGACGACGUGAUGAAUUUCACUCGUACGUACAUGGAUUGCUCCGAAAAUAAUGAAAUUGGUCGUCUUCAACUUAAAGAGGGACAUGCCUACUUUAUAUCGGUCAAGGCAGUAAAUAAUGCUGGCUUAAUGUCAAUAGCAACUUCUUGGGCAUAUACCGUAGAUUUAACCCCUCCCACUACUGGCCAUGUUUUAGACAUCAACCCGAAAGGAAAGGAAGUGCUUGACAUCGAUUUUCAAACAGAGACCUCUAAAUUGUUCAUUAUAUGGGAGGGAUUCUAUGAUCCUCACUCCUCAAUUAAUGAAUACCUGGUCAGUAUCGGAUCAUGUUCUAGGUGUGAGGAUGUAUUGGUUGAGCAAAGUGUUGGAGUUAAAACUGAAUUGUUGAUUGAUAAUGUGCAUCUUGGAGUCGGUAUAACCUAUUACACAACUGUAAUGGCUUGUAAUUCGGCGGGCCUCUGCAGUGAAGCUACCUCGGACGGAGUAAUCAUUGACAACAGCCCUCCAAGUAUGGGCCGAGUUAUAGACGGAACAGACUUACAAGAUAUUGAAUAUCAGUCGGCAAGAAAUUUCAUCAGUGCACGGUGGUUGGGGUUCAAUGAUCCUCAAUCAGGACUUUCUCACUUUGUUUGGUGGGUUGGAACAACUCCAGGAGGAGAUGAAAUUCUUCUAGAGAGAGAAGGACAUAUAGCAGAAGUGGCAAUAGCUUUGAAUAUCACUCCAUUAAUGCCUGUUGGAAAGCGCCUCCAUAUCUCAGUUAGAGCUUACAAUAAUGCAGGAUUAUAUACAGAGGCAACAUCCAACGGGUUCUUAAUAGAUAAUUCUCCUCCGGUGAUAUCCAGAGGUCCAGUCUUUUCAAAAGACUUUGGAGUGAAAGAUAAUACACAGUUUUACAGAACUUUAAUGAAAGUCGAUUGGGAUGUUAGUGAUCCUGAGUCUAAUAUAGAAAGACAGUAUAUAUCUCUACAAUCUCAUAUGGGAGGAGAUUUUGAUCUUUCUUCAACACAAAUUAAUGGAAUAGCCAGGGACUUUGUUAUAACUGGAUUAAAUUUGCAUGAUGGAGUUACAUAUUUUAUCACCAUUGUAUCAUGUAAUGGAGCCAAAAUCUGUUCUACUAGUAAUUCACCUGGAAUUUUGGUUGACAGCACACCACCAAAUAGAGGUAUGUUUGCUAUAAAAACCGAUCAUGCAGCAGAGCUACACCGUCAUCUGAAUGAUUCUAUGACGUGGACCAAAUACACAUUAAACCUAGCUUGGCUUGGAUUUGCUGAUAUACAUUCUGAUGUUCUUUAUUAUUUUAUAAAUGUUGGAUCAUACUAUAUGGGGGCUGAUUUAAACAAUGAACCAGGACUUUCAGAGAGGGUAAAUCACACAACAACAGGCGCAGAUAGAUUUGAUGAAGGAAAAGUUCAGACAUCAAGAAUUAAAACAACUAAACUUGGUCCAGAAAUAACACAUGUAUAUGUCAGCAUGUGGGCUGUAAACAAGGUCGGAUUAUCGAGUUCUAUAAUUCAUUCAAAAUUCAGAAAGUUGCCAGACGGCAGCCUGUUCCUUGUAAGAAGGUGCGAGGCUGCAACAUGUAAAGGUCAUUGCGUUUGUGCACCACAAGACCAAGUCUGUCAUCAUAACAAUGAAACGUCAUGCAGUGAUGUAUCUAGCAGAAACACUAACAAUUUGCUACAAGUGAUAGAUGUUAUGUCCAGUCAAAUUGACAUAGAUUAUACACCAAGUAACACACUUUUGCAAGGUCGAUGGAGAAUUGUUCAACGACAAGGAAAAGUGCCACUCUGGUACGAAUGGAGUGUAGGACUAACACAAAAUAACCAGCCAACUGGAAUAUUUCAUCAAGAAAUUGAUCGUGUUUGGCAAGAUGCUGGGCAAAAUAAUUUAAUGAUUUUCUCAACAAAUCCAGGCUUCAUUUUGGAAGAGGACGAAAAAUAUUCAGUUUUUGUUAGGGCAUGGUAUAGUCACACCUCCUUUGCCAUCUUUAAGUCUAAUGGUGUUACUGUCGUUACUGGAACGCCAUCCGUGACCAAUGUACUUGGAAGUGCCGUAUGUGAGAGGAUGAUGGAUAGCAAGUUUAAAGAUCAAGAUUUUAUCCUAGAUGGCGUGUCUUUUGUGGUUGAUUGGAAAAAUAAAUUUGUAGAUGCGGAGAACAUUAUUCGAUCGUUUCAGCUUUAUAUCAGCACACAUCGAGAAGGUCAUGACAUUUGGGAAGGAAGCAAAACUUUACAAAGUACUCAAACAUCAUAUCGCGUCAGGAGAAUUUCACUGAUCCCUGGUGUUCAGUACUACAGCAAUGUUAUUGCUUACGGAUUAUCUGGGAUCCAUCAUACAGAAGUAUCAGAUGGAUUUAUCGUGGACAAUGUAAAGCCAACAGCAGGGGUAGUUUAUGAUGGAAUAGGUUUACAUGAUCUUCAAUAUCAAAAUAUAUCAAAUGUUGUCGGUGCAAGAUGGCAUGGGUUUGCAGACACGGGAUCUGGAAUCUUUCAGUAUUACUGGUGUGUUGGAAUGUCUCCUGCUCUUAGCGAAGAACACUCAAAAACGGAAUGUAAUGUCCAAGAAUGGUACAGAAUUGGAAUGCACACAUACAUCUCAAGGACACUAUCUCAAAACCUCACAAACGGACAAACCCUAUAUAACAAGGUAUAUGCCAUUGAUACCGUGAAUUCCAAGUCGUCAAUUGCAGUUUCAAAUGGAGUAGUUAUUGACAUUACACCUCCGCAACCACAAUAUCUGUUUCAUGAGGAUAAUAAUCUAGCGAAAAAUCCAUCUUUUGAAAACUCAGAGAAAAACAUUUCCAUAAACAAUAUAAAUCAUACGAAUGUUUGUUUACUGAACUCAGACUACCUUCCUCACAACUGGACUCUAACACCUGAAAGCUGUGGAGUUGUUGUAUCUACAAAUAAAAACUUAGCAAAGAGUGGGAAGUCAUUUCUUUAUGUAAGAGGGAGUAUUACACAAAACAUCAGUAGACUGAUCUCAAAAGAACUUUACCGAGUGAAUUUUUUCAGUAGUCAUUUACUUAUAUACAUAUCAAAAAUAUCAAGUAAAGAGGGAUUCAUAAAUAUUGGAAAAACAAAACACGUAUUUAUGCUGUACACUAAAGCAUAUCGACAGGACGAGCAUGGAAAGUCGAAAAAUAGAGAGAUUGUUUCCUGGCACAGACAUACUUUCUAUUUCAUUGCUCCAGACGAUUGGACUGUCUUGGAGAUAGGAAGUAAUGACAAGACCGGUUUAUUCUUGGAUGAUAUAACGCUACAAAGAGUUGAAAGAAAUAAUAUAAACAAAACGGAGGGUUCCCAUGUCAAUGCCCACGUGGUGUAUCUUCAUGAAUGGGGUUCCAUACAUGGAUCUUGGAGUUUUGUUGAAGAUAUAAGUGCUAUCAAAGAGUAUAAAUGGGCAAUUGGUUAUACAAAAGGUGGAACUCAACUGCAAGGCUUUAAAAGUGUUGGAAUCAGCAACUUUGCAUACAAUUCAAACGUAACUCUUGUUCAUAAAACAUACAUACAUGUAACAGCCCUAGCUAUCAAUACUGCAGGACUGCAAGGAAUUUCUUACUCGAAGCCAAUUAUUGUUGAUUUAACUCCACCAAUUAUUAGGAGCGUUAAUGAUGGCAGAUUGUUGAAUGUGGAUGAAGAUGCAUGGACAGACAAUGAGGUAGCUGUGAACUUUGACGUCGAGGAUGAAGAAUCCGGAAUCGAUUUUUGUGAAUGGGCAAUAGGAUUCCAACCACAAGGCAUCGAGUUGCAAAGCUUUGUUCGUUUAUCAGAAUCUUUGAGGACAGCCUUUACGGACUUUCCUUACAUUAAACUAGCUAACAGGACCUUGUUUUCUACAAUUCGUUGUCACAACCGUGCUGGACUGACAAGUUCCAGAUCCACGAAUGGAGUAAAGAUUUCUAUUCGUCAUCCUUCAAUUAGACAUGCUGAAAUCAAUAUUAUUCCGCUAUCUACUACAGAGUAUCCAGCCAAAAACCACUACCAAAGUGUAAUAAACAAUAUCAGGAUUCAGUGGAGCGGAUUCGAGGAUUACGUAGGCCUGGAUCAAUACAAGAUUACCUGUUCUAGUGGCAAUGACACAAUAGAAGAAAAGAUGUCGUUCCCAAAUGGGCAAGAUAUUUUGAGCGCGAACAUCAUCAACAUGAAUAUGUCACAGGGUUUGAAGAAUAUUUCAGUCCAAGCUAUAAAUAAAGUUCUGCUAAAAAGCAGAAAUGUCCAGUCUAACUUGACCAUUGCAAAUGGGAAACCAAAAAAAGGUAGGAGGACAACAUUUGUGCUUAACUGGCAUUCUGGGAAAAAUGAAUUCACAGUUUUCUGGGAAGGAAUUUUCUCCUCUCCGUACACUUUGUAUUAUGAAGUGUCAGCGGGCACCGUGGAAGGAGGAAGCGACAUUCUACAGUGGCAGGAGACCACAUCCACAAAUAUCACAUUUGGUCUCCCUCUGUCGGUCACAAACUGGUCAGGUCUACAUGCCCACAUCUUUGUAAGGGCCAUAAGUGUGGGAGGAGAAUUUGAUAACAUUAAAGGGUUUAUUAGGCUUCCGAAAUAA